This is a messenger RNA of Medicago truncatula (barrel medic), 3636 nucleotides long. Its product is annotated as protein WHAT'S THIS FACTOR 1 homolog, chloroplastic. Gene Ontology annotation, molecular function: RNA binding. The transcript is spliced from 2 exons. The record is from RefSeq and is a predicted model, not a curated record. Lineage: Eukaryota; Viridiplantae; Streptophyta; Magnoliopsida; Fabales; Fabaceae. The coding region runs from base 1562 to 2812 and encodes 416 amino acids.
UUCUUUUUCACAAAAAAUUUAUGGAUUUUGUCUUUGUACAAUUAUUUUAACCUUAUGAUUGAUAAAGUCUAGUUUUUUCUUUGUGGGUCUAGAAUUGUUUAAUCCAUGAUGGUUUUGGAUUGGUUUAUACCCAAUUUGGUGAUGCUAUAGUUAUUCUGAUUCUGGCAAAAAUCUAUGUUUUUUCUUCUUCUUCUUCUUUGUUUUGUUGAUUACUGUAAAAAGGAGUUGACUUUAUCUUUUAUUGUUUACGGGUAUUUUUUAUCUUUAUGGUUUGUGUUGAAAUUAUUUUUGUACUGCAGGGUUAUAUAGGAUUGACUGGUAAUGGUGAUUUUGAUGUUUGGAAAUGCUUUCAUGUUCAUUUUCAUCAUGAACUUUGUGCUUAUGAUGAAGCUUAACUACAUUGAUUAUUUUGAUUGAUGAUUUUUUUAUGUUGAAGUAUGUUGAUUUUGGGCCUGUUUGGAUAAAUAUCUUAUUUGUGGCUUAUAACACAAGCACCUAUCAUGAUAAGCGCUUAUGUAUAAGUUUACGUAAGCUAUUUUUAUAAGCUAUAUUAGAGAACAUAUGAAAAUCAGCUGAAAAAAUACUUAUGAAAUUGUCAUAAGCUGUUUUCAUAAGUUCUCCCAAACAGUCCAACAAAACUUAUGCAAGUAGUUAAGCUCAAAUAAGCCAAUCCAAAGAGGUCAUUUGUUAUCUUGUGUCAUAACGUCGAAGUAGAAUUUGUGCUGUCAACACAAGCUACUUUGUUCUUGAUUACUUGUGUUGAUAUAUAACAAUUUGUUAUGAGGCUUGACUGAUAAUGGUGAUUGUGAUGUUUGUAAAUGUUUUCAUAUCAAUCAUGAACUUUGUGCUUAUGAUGAUGAAGCUUAACUACAUUGACUUUUUUUACGGAUAUGAUUUUGUUGAGUCGAAGUAUGUUUAUUUUGUUAUCUUGUGUUAUUAUGUUGAAGUAGAAUAUGUUCUGUCAACACAAGCUACUUUGUUUAUGAUUACUUUUGUUGAUAUACAACAAUUUUUAACGAGGCUUGAUUGAUAAUGGUGAUUGUAAUGUUUGGAAAUGCUUUCAUGUUCUCCAUCACGAGCUUUGUGCUUAUGAUGAAGCUUAGCUACAUUGAUUAUCUUGUUGGAUGUGAUUGUAUUGAGUUGAAGUAUGUUGAUUUUGUUAUCUUGUGUGAUGAUGUAGAAGUAGAAUUUGUGCUUGUUGACAUACCAACAAUUUUUUCUGUCAUAGAUAAAGGUGAUUGCAUCUUAAACAGUUGAUCAUUCUGCCUAUAGGUUGCUUAGGCUUUAUCAUUGUUGUGUUAGAUAUAGGACUCCUAAGGGCAUAAGUUAUAAAAUAUUAGUUGUUUAUUUAAUAUAUUAAUUAGUAACUGUUACAUAGUAAUUGUUAUCUGCAGAACUUCUAUGUAACUGUUAUAGUGAGUUACUAUUAUAAAUAAAGAUGCAGAGGAAAAGGGAGGGCAUUGGGUAUUUUGUAUGUGGGUUGGUUUGGGAGAGACUAGGCUCUCUAAUUCCUAGAGAAUUGUGCAUUGUGGUUUGAAACAACCAAACCAGUAACAGAACCAUGUUCCAUCAUCAAACCAACAUCAUUAUUCUCCUCCGAACCUCCUCAAAAAGACACUAUUGUCUAUGGUCAAGUAAAAAAGACCCAGACUUAGAAUCAGCAUUAUCGCGAAACAAACGUUGGAUAAUUAACAACCAAAUCAAAAACAUUAUCCUCCGUUACCCUAACAACCAAAUCCCAAUUCAAACUCUUCAGAAGAAAUUCAAAACCCUAGAUCUUCAAGGUAAAGCCCUUAACUGGAUUUCCAAAUACCCUUCUUGCUUCCAGUUUCAUCAAGAUCACGUUCUUCUUACUAAACGCAUGAUGGAGCUUGUUCAUGAAGAACAAUCCUUGAAAGAUUCUCUUGAAUCUGUUUUUGUUCCACGUCUCGCCAAAUUGCUCAUGCUUUCUUUGAAUAAUUGUUUGAAUGUUAUGAAGAUCAAUGAAAUUAAGAAUAGUUUAGGCUUUCCUGAUGAUUAUUUGAUUGGGAUUGUGGCGAAAUAUCCGGAUUUGUUUCGAAUUAGGAAUGAGAGUGGGAGGAGAAGUUCUAUGGUGGUUGAGUUGAUGAAAUGGAACCCUGAUUUUGCUGUUUCUGAAGUUGAGGCUUUGGCGAUGAAGAACGGGGUUGAGGUGAAUUUUUCGUGUUGUUUGCCUUCUAGUUGGGUGAAAUCAUUGGAGAAAUUUCAUGAAUUUGAGUUGGUUCCUUAUGUUUCGCCUUAUUCUGAUCCGAGGGGGUUGGUGGAAGGGUCUAAGGAAAUGGAGAAAAGGAAUGUGGGUUUGGUUCAUGAGUUGUUGUCAUUGACUCUUUGGAAGAAGAUUUCAAUUAUGAAAUUGGGUCAUUUUAAAAGGGAGUUUUUUUUGCCUGAUAAGGUGAAUGUUUUGUUGCUUAAGCAUCCUGGGAUUUUUUAUGUUUCUAAUAAGUAUAGGAUUUAUACUGUUUUACUUAGAGAAGGGUAUGUUGGGUCUCAAUUAGUUGAUAAGGAUCCUCUUGUGGUUGUUAAAGAGAAAUUUGGGGAGAUUAUGCAGGAAGGGCUUCAUGAGUAUAACCAGAGGCGGCGACUUGUUAAUAUCGAAAAGAAGAGAAAUAAAGGUCUUCCUUUGAAUAGGGUGGAUGAGGAUCACAUGAAGGGUAGAAGAAGGAGAAGAAACAGGGAAGUGUCUGAUGAAGAUGAUGAGGUUGAGCGAGAAAAUGGUAAUAAGCUGGGAGGGUUGCUUGACCCUGAAGAAAGAAAAAGGUUUUAUAAAGUUCUUUUUUAUGAUGAUGGUUCAUGAAUGAAGAUUUGCUUAGCCUAGGACCUAGGUGUGGUGCAUGGGACAGUGUUUCAAAAAUCAAACGAACAAAACUGGACGGUUUAAUUGGCUGAACUUUGAGCUGUUUUUCAUCAGAGUUUGGUUGUUUUUGUUGAUUGAAUGUGGUUUUGUCCCAGCUAAAUGCGGUUGAAUCUAACCAAAACAGAAAUCUCGUCGCUUCAAUGUUCGGUUGUUUUUGCGGAUUGACUGCAGUUUUGUCCCUGUUGAAUCUGAUCAAAACAGAAGUCUCGUCCCUCUUCAAUGUUUGGUUAUUUUUUAUAACAUUGAUAUGUAACAUAGUAUGAUGCAUUUGAUUUACAUAAUAAUUUAGAUAGAGGUGAUUGCAUUGCAGUGCAGUGCAUCCUAUCUUUCCUUGAAAUUGAAUCAGGCUUGUCGUACUGGUUGUUAAUAAGGCAGAAUAGUCUUGAAACUUCCAUUCUAGGCUGACUGUGAUGAUUUUUGAGUCUCACUGGACAAGUUAUUUGUUAAUUUGUUCUUUGUAGCAGGUUUAGAGAUUAAGGGGCAGAUUAGUUUGAGCAGUUCAUAGUAUUUUGAAGUUUUCCUAUGUUAUGCUUUAGGCCAGGAUAGUAUUUAUAAGGUGAAUGCCAUUUGGUUUGCCUUUACAUACAAAACACAGGAUAGCAGUGACCUGCAUGUAUGUAAGCAAUGUCCAAUUCUUAAUAUUAAAUUCUUUCAUGUAAUGAUUUCAUAGAAAUCACAUUGAUAAAUAAUUGUGAACUGCAAUUGCUAAUAUGUAAGCAUGGUUAUUAAAAAAAUCAUCAAAGAGAGACAUGUUUUACGCUGUU